AUGUGCAUCGCUAUACUUACGACCGCGCACCCAGACUACCCAUUCAUUCUACUCAACAAUCGAGACGAGUAUCUUCACCGUCCAACGGCAGAAGCAACAUGGUGGCCAUCUCCAGAUACGCAAGUUCUAGGAGGCUACGAUCUACAUCGCCCUGCUCAUGGCACCUGGCUAGGUGUGACUCGUCAAGGUCGAAUCGCAGUAUUGACCAACUACCGUGAAGAGGACCAGACCAUUGUUGAGGGAGCGCGAAGCAGAGGAUUAAUUCCAAACGCUUGGCUGAAGAUCGACCCAAAGAAAGGGGAGAGCACAGAAGGUUUCGCGAAGCGAAUGAUUGAAGAGGAUGGUGUUGAAGGUGUAGGAGGUUUCUCGCUCUGCUAUGGAUUCAUCCAGGAUGUCGUCAAAGAAGAAGGAAAGGGUCUAGCGAUCGUCAGUAACCGCACUCCGGACGUUCAUGGUGUGGUUCAUCUCCUGCAAACGCCAAACGAAACCCAAGCUCUCAGCAACGCCGCCUACAGUGACCGCAGCUGGCCAAAAGUUACAAACGGAGAAGCCUGGACGCGCACUGCGAUUGCGGAAUCUGUCGCCGCGAAUGAAUCUCGUGACCAGCUUAUCAAUCGUCUUCUUGACAUCCUGACCACGGACACCAUGCCUCGACAGAAAGAGAACGAGGAAUGGGACAUGUACCUCAACCAGCUCCGUCACAGCAUCUUUAUACCGGCUAUCGGAAGAGACCAUCUUGAAGAGCACAAGAUGCCUGCGCAUGAGAUAGGCGACUUGGUCAAGGCGAAGGCGGUGGACGCUACGAGUGGGUGCUAUGGUACUCAGAAGAACAUCGUAGUGCUAUGCGACCGGGAAGGUAAGGUGACAUAUUUUGAGAGGACGCUGUAUGACGGCGACGCGAAACCGGUUGAGAAGGGCAAGGGUGACAGGGUAUUCGACUUCACGAUUGAGGGAUGGUAA
Messenger RNA from Alternaria metachromatica, 960 nucleotides. RefSeq lists its product as uncharacterized. NCBI's taxonomy places the organism in Eukaryota, Fungi, Ascomycota, Dothideomycetes, Pleosporales, Pleosporaceae. Gene Ontology annotation, cellular component: Golgi apparatus. The transcript has 2 exons. The record is from RefSeq and is a predicted model, not a curated record. The coding region runs from base 1 to 960 and encodes 319 amino acids. Gene Ontology annotation, biological process: protein secretion; Golgi organization.